ACCACCACCACCACCACCGCCGCCGCCGCCACCACCACACACACACAGUGACGGCUGCCAGGCGCAGUGGGAAGCAAGCCGUCAGGGAGAGAGCUUGAGAAGAAAGAGAGGGAUCGCAGAGGGGAAGAGAAGAAAAGAGUUGGAGGAGGCACCUUGUGGAUCAGAGGGGAUUUUCCUCUGUGUGAGUGCGCGUCUGGAUAGGACUAUCUGCUUCUUCCUGAGCGAGAGGAGUUUUUACCAAGGCUUUUUCGUUUUGCUCAUCCUCCACGCCGGGCUCCAGCGAUAUCUACCUAUCUAUCCCCGGAGCUUAACAAAAGAGGGAGGGAGUGAGAGAGAGUGAGAAGAAAGGCAGUCACAGCUUCAGCUCCAGACCACCCUCUCUCCUCCUCCUCGUCCUCCUCCUCCUCCUCCUCCUCGUCCUCCUCCUCCUCUUCCCUCUCUCCAGCCUCACAUCCAUGUGUGAGUUCAUCGCUGAUUUCACUGUCUUUUGAGGAUAGAGCAGAGGACAGCGUGCGUUCUCCAGGAUACAGCCGAGCUCCCGGUGGGAUCAGGGUCUCGUCUGGUGUGAGAGAGAAAAAGAGAGAGAGUGAGGGAGCAAGAACGAGACAGGGAAACGGAUACACAGGAAGAGAGAAAGAGACAGAGAGAGACAAGAGUGAGAGACGCCGGAAAGCAAAUUGAGGGGCAUGUUCAGGGCAGCAGAGAAGAAGAGUGGGUCUGAUUUUUAGAGCGGAGAGUGCAGGGAACCGGCAACCGGAUCCCAUCCAUUCCUCCCUCCUCCUCCUCCUCCUCCUCUUCAUCAUCCUCUUCUUCUUCCCUUUCCUUUUACCCUCUCUCUGUCCUGCUCUUCAAUUCCCCCUAUUGUUUCCUGUGUUGCCUCCUACUAUCCUUUCAUAUCCUCCUAUCCUCACCUCCUUCUCCUCCAACCCCCCUUUUUUGCUGCCACUCCGGAUUCUCCCCGUCUCUUUCCAGAGCUGUCUCUCUUUGUGAGGUUCCCUGUGAGCUCCCAGACAAGUAGACAGACUAAAAUUCCCAAGUACUAUCUGUCCUCCUAUCCCUCCUUUCCUCUGUGCGUUUAUCACACACAGACCUCAGUAAGAGGAGAACGCUCUCUCUCUGCAUCCUCCGCUCUUGGAAAACAGUCGUGCGAAGGAUCCAGGCCAGCCCCUCGGAGCGAUCUUACCCCACCUGCGAGCUUCUAUCUCCAGCCUCCAGGACCUUCAAUUGGAUUCCAGCUACAUGGGAAAACGUUUGGAGCAGCAGCCAAUGUACCCCCACUACACCUACUACUACCCCCACUAUCUCCAGACCAAGCAGUCCUAUGCCCCUCCCCCUCCGCCCAUGGCUCCGCCCAGCCCCGGCACCACAGGAGGAGGAGGUGGAGGAGGAGGAGGAGGAGGAGGUCAUGGAGGAGGGCUAGUGGAGCAGCUUAGUAAGACCAACCUGUACAUCAGAGGCCUGCCGCCCGCCACCACCGACCAGGACCUCAUCAAACUCUGUCAGCCAUAUGGGAAGAUUGUGUCAACAAAGGCCAUCCUGGACAAGAACACCAAUCAAUGCAAAGGCUAUGGCUUUGUGGACUUUGACAGCCCUGCAGCAGCCCAGAAGGCUGUGGCCUCUCUCAAAGCCAGUGGAGUCCAGGCACAGAUGGCGAAGCAACAGGAACAGGACCCCACCAACCUCUACAUCUCUAACCUGCCACUGUCCAUGGAUGAGCAGGAGCUGGAGAACAUGCUGAAGCCCUUCGGUCACGUCAUUUCCACACGGAUACUGAGGGACGCCAAUGGCCUGAGCAGAGGAGUGGGCUUUGCUAGGAUGGAGUCUACAGAGAAGUGUGAUGUGGUGAUUCAAAAUUUCAAUGGGAAAUUCUUGAAAACCCCUCCAGGCAUGACAGCCCCUGCAGAGCCGUUGCUGUGCAAGUUUGCUGACGGAGGCCAGAAGAAGAGGCAGACCCAGGUCAAGUAUCCCCAGAAUGGCCGACCGUGGACACGAGAAGGAGAGAGUGGUAUGGCGUUGACGUAUGAUCCCACUGCGAUGCAAAAUGGGUUCUACUCUUCACCAUACAGCAUCUCCACUAACAGGAUGAUUGCACAGACGUCAAUCACACCCUUCAUCGCUGCCUCUCCCGUCUCGACAUAUCAGGUCCAGAGUACAUCUUGGAUGCCACAUCAACAGUAUGUUAUGCAACCUACAGGUGCUGUGAUCACCCCAGCAACGCCUAUAGAGCCCAGUUUGUCUCUUCACCCCUCCAGUGUAAUGGCUCCUCUCACCCAGCAGAUGAACCACCUGUCUCUGGGCACCACAGGCACCUACAUGCCUGCUGCAGCGGCUGCUCCUAUGCAAGGAACCUACAUUCCCCAGUACACUGCAGUGCCUGCCUCUGCCAUCACAGUGGAAGGCGUGGUGACAGACCCAUCUCCACAGACGGCUGCCCCCUCCUCCCAGGACGCCAGCGGGCAGCAGCCUUUAUCAGUGGAGAAUACAGGAGAUCAUGCCACAGCCUACUCUUACCAGCAGUCUAAAUAACGAGAUUGGUAGGAAUCAUUGCUGCAUUGCCUUUCGAAGGACUGCACUUAGGCGCUGGAGACACAGAGAGAAUCAAAAUGAAACGGGGACAAAAAAAAAGAGGUGACAUGGGCAACACUGAGGGGAGAAUGCUUCCACCGUGCACAGGCACCAAAUAAAAGACAAAAUGAAAAAAAAAAUCAAUUAUAUUUCUUACCUGGUUGAACCAAGAGAAAGACAGAGGAAAAAAGAAACGAUGGUUGGCUGAACUUGAGGACAAUGAAAUCAAACGCAGUCUGCACCUUUGAGUUUAUCAUUUCUCACUGUGAGACUGGACUUUGCCUCGGAAGGAAGACGAGAAAACAUAGACUGAAAUCUUAACUCAACCAACAAGCUGUACAGAAAAAAAGAACAUUUGAAUGUGCAGGUAGAUUUUCAGACUUUUUUAUUAAAAAAAGGAAGAAAGCAAAGUCUUGAAAAAAAAAACAGGUUGUCUUCCUUUGAUAUUAAGCUACAUUAUUUUCAUUCUUUUUAUUAUUUGAGUAGUUUUCUAGAAUAUCAAUGUUUUCGUAAAUCUUUAUUGCCUUAAUUUUCUCAAACUUUGGGAAAAAAGUUUCCAUAGUGUUGAAUUAUUAAAAAAAAGUGUGGUUGAAUGAGAGAGAGCCACCGAGAUGAAAUCUACAAAGCUAUUUGUACAGAAUUAAAAAAAACAAGGUUGUAAUUGUAUGAAGAUGAUUUUAAAUUAUGUGGUGCAGUGCAGCUGAUGUUGGUUGGUAGGACAAAAAAAAACUUCUUUAAUGCGACUGUGGGAAGGGUCAAUCCACUGCUUCCUGGAAAAUGCAGUUGAGUUAAAUCAUUGGAUAAAGGUUCUGUUUCUCCAUCACAUUUGUAUUUUUUGGUUUUUGAUUGCAGUCUUUUUACCUUCAAAAAGUUUUUGCUUUGCCUGCUUUGCUUGUCUCACUGCAAAAAGAAAAGUAAAAAAAAAAGGAACAUUUCUGACUUUGACAAAAAGCAGAAAAAAAAAACGCUAGGAUUUUUAAAUGUGCAAAAAGCAAUAGUUUUAGUAAAACUGUUGACAGUUUCUUGAGUCUUUCUUAAACGUUGAACAAAAGCAGCCAGCAGGUGGCAUAUUUUAUACCAAAGAUGAAGAAACUAGGUAGUGAAGAAAUCUUCCUUAUGUUGUUUUUUCUUUUUUUUUCUUUUUUACCUCUGAAACUGAGAUUUUCUUUCUUGUUGCUGUUGGUAUGUGAGAUGAUUUUAUCAGUGACUGAGAACAUGCAGUGGGUUUGUAACACAACUGCCUCAACCAGAAGAGCGUGCUCUGAGGUGUUUAGUAAUGAUCUGAAGUGUAACAUCUGUGGAGAGACCAGACACGCUGUGGAAUGGAGGAAGUGGAGGAGGUAGGUAUAUAAUUGGGAAAAAGUUGUUUUACUAUACUUUAGUGUUAAAGAGGCUGAAAUGCAUUAAUCCUGUGGAAUAUUGGUGUGUACUUUAAACCUGUGUAUACACCCUCUACAGGCUGCAUUGACCAAUCUCAAAUCCUCAUCAUAACAGCUAGCCAAAAUGUUCUAGACUUGAUUAUUUGAAAUGCACAGUCUGAGUCCAUUAGACAAACUGUUUUAUGCCACUGUCUUGCCAAACACAAGCCAUUUAAAAUGUGAGCAGGGCGAUGAUCUCUGUUAGAGGAAAGGGCAUUUCUGUUGAACGAAAUCAUGUCAGAUUAUGUAUAUUCGAAAAGAACGAGGAGAAAUAUUUUCUUUUUUCUUUUUUGUGUUGCCUUUUUUUGUCUUUUUUGAGAAUUGAUUAUGAUGUGUGAGCUGCUAAACACUUUUCAUCAUUAUGGAGUGAGGCAGUCUUGUGUUGGGUGGGUGUGGAAGAGGUACACCUCCAGAAUGAUAGCAGUUGACCAUCUGAAGCCAAGAUAAAGACAGUAAAUUGUUAUUCAUGACUUGGCUGUCUAAAAAGCAUCCUACAAGUCUUGUGAAUCUUGCCAAGUGACACGUGAGGAGACAAGUUUGUGGUUGCAGCCCCUUAAACAUUUUUUUUAAAAAUAUGAGAAUACUGCUCUCUUCUUAGAUAUGUAAAAUCUGUCCUCCAGCCCGUACAAACACAUAGGUUGUUUCUUCCUACCCUAUAACAGAUGCAUUUCCUAAAUAGUGCCCCAAGAUCCGUUGCCACAAGAUCAGCACAUGCUCAUACCUAAACAUAACAGUCAUAGUUUCAAACAUGUGGUUAACACUGUGAAACAAUCCCAGUUUGGUUAGGUUGUGCACAAACGAUACCUGAUUAAAGAUGCAAUGUCUAAUAACCGGCCACAUGCUCCCAAAUAAUGGGGGCAGUAUUUCUCCCUGUGCAAGACUUACAUGAUUUAGCCUCCAAAAUGCAGCAAUGCCACUGUUUUGAAGUUAAUGUGCAUUCAAUUAUUGUUGUUUAUUGUAAAAACACACAAUUAACCUGCAAUGUCCUCAAAGACUGUUGCAAUCAGGAUCCACUGGAGAGUUUAGCCCGAUCCUGACAGAUAUUACUCGUUUAGCAGAGGGGCAGAAAACAACAGCCCAGCAGAGAGGACGCACAGGCAGAUGUGAUGCGGAGUCAGGGCUGGGGAAGUUGCAGCCUGCUAGCUCCAUGGCUAAGCUAAUUUGGGAUGUUUUUAGUGGUCUGAAAUCACCAUAACGCUGCUGACCAUGCAGUAGUUCGUAACCUGCAGGCGCAUGGUUUGAGUAGCAUAAGAUUGUGAUUUGGGUUUAAAUAAGUACAUUUGGUACUUAACUUAUGUAUGUAAAUAACAUGUGACAUGAUAUGUGACAUAAGUAACUUAUAUAUAUAAGCUAAAAUAACUCAAAAUUUUCUUUUAGUUUCACAUGUGACACAAACAUCUGUUUCCUGGGAGAAAAUCCUGUUUGUUUGACCCAUCCAUCGACCCUGUCCCCCUCUCUCUGUAGCUCUUUGUACGAUAUCACCUGACUUCCUCCUUUGCACCAUAAUUGGUGGUGGUGGUCAUAUAUUACCAUGGCCACUAGAGGCUACCACCUACAGUAAACAUAAAUAUGGGUCAUAAUAACCUGCUUUUUAAAAUGACCUAUGUGGUUGUUAUUGGGGGAGGACAGCCUCAAGAUCUGGUAAUAACAAUGUGCAUUAUUUGUACUGAGUAAGAGAGCAUCUUUUGAGAAUAAAAACACGAUGGACUUUAACUGGCUGACGCCGUCUCUGAGGUCACACCCUAGAAGCCCCACCCACCUGACCCUCCACCAAUGAAAAGGAGCUAAUGGAACAGACGGACACGUAAAAAAAAAGCAUGGUUCAACCAAAAUCAAGCAGAUACAAACCUCUAUAGGAAAAUAAAUUAUUGAAGGGAGAGAGAAAGUAGAGAAAGCGAGAACAAAAGUAAUAUUUAUGAGAUCUUUUUUUGUACAGGUGUGUAAAAGAAGAUGCAACAGAAAUAACUUUGAUGAUGCUAUUUUUUUAUUUGCUUGGUCACAUGCCUCCCAUGUCUUUCAAAUUGUGAUUCUGAGAGUGUCUGUAGAACCAGUGGAUAUUGCUGUAGUUUCAAAUGUCUCUUCUUUUUGUUUUCUUUUUAGACAAAUCUUUCAAUAAAAAAAUGUUUAAAACAGUCAA
Messenger RNA from Centropristis striata (black sea bass), 6120 nucleotides. Its product is annotated as RNA-binding motif, single-stranded-interacting protein 3-like. The record is from RefSeq and is a predicted model, not a curated record. NCBI's taxonomy places the organism in Eukaryota, Metazoa, Chordata, Actinopteri, Perciformes, Serranidae. Gene Ontology annotation, molecular function: mRNA binding. Gene Ontology annotation, cellular component: cytosol; ribonucleoprotein complex. The transcript is spliced from 14 exons. Bases 1240 to 2526 code for a protein of 428 amino acids.